AUGCAAGCGCAAGAAAUGGUUGAGUUCAUAAAUCAGCUUCCAACACCGAUACGGAUGACGGCCAAUUUGAGUACGGAAAGAGUACAAUUUUUAGAUGUGGAAUUAUCCGUGGAAGAUCACAGAAUGGUCUAUUGUCUCUACUCUAAACCUACUGAUAGAAACACCAUAUUACACUACAACAGUGCACAUCCAAAAAAUCUGAUCAAGUCUAUACCUAAAGCUCAGUUUCUUAGAGUCAUGAGAAAUAAUUCAAAGGAAACAACUAAACGAAUACAAUUACAAGAAAUGAAAAUGAAAUUUCUAGAUAGAGGGUAUAGUGAAAGAGUCUUAGAUAAAGCGUUGGAAGAAGCAGAAGAGAAUGCGACCACGCUACAAGACAUCACAGAAGUCCCCAAAUUGAUUUUUCCCAUGACAUUCCACAGUAAAACACAGAAAAUAAACAGCAUUGUGAAACGUAAUUGGAAUAUGUUGGCAUGUGAUAAUAGUUUGCCAAAAGAAUUUAAGCAAUCACCACGCAUUUGCUAUCGAAGAAACAGAAAUUUAAAAGAUAUAUUAAUGAAGACAGAUCCUGUGGAGAGCUACACUGAACAGAAGAUAACACAAGUAAGAGGCAGUGUGCGCUGCCUAGGAUGUGUGACGUGUAGUCAUAUGGUGCCAGCACGUAAGUUUAACCAUCCACACAAAAAUAAGAUGUAUAAAAUCCGCCACACCAUUACGUGUAAGAUGACCCAUGUAAUAUAUAAAAUAUCGUGCCCUUGUGGCUUGUUUUACAUAGGGAAAACUGAAACGCAGCUCUGUGAUAGAAUUAGGGGUCAUAGAUCCAAUAUAAGAACUGCCUACAGAGACGGAUACACAGACAAACCUGUGGCAAAGCAUUUUUUAGAAUAUAAACAUUCUUUGACUAUGUUAAAAUUCGUGGCAAUUGAUUGGAUACCUUGUUCUAGAAGAGGUGGAGAUAGGGGUAAUGCCCUAUUGAGAAGAGAGACAUUCUGGAUACAAGAAUUGGAAACUGUGGCUCCAAGGGGAUUGAACGAGAUGAUAUCAUAUCAUCCAUAUAUAUGAGUAAUGUUGAAAUAAUUGUUUGCCUCCUUUGAGUUAUUAAAUACAUAUAUUUUAACUAGGAUUAGAGGAAAAAUUUAUAUCAAUAAAAAGGUUAUAUGGAGAUAUAAUAUAACGAAUUAAAAUAUAAAAUAUAAAAUAUAUAGUUGUAGAUCUUAUUCUAUUUGCACAGAUAAAGGACAGUACCUAAUUAUCAAUUAUCUAUCUUAAAUAAUACCUCUUUGAGCAAAGAGCAUUACUAUAAUGAAUAUAACUCAUUGAUAGGACAAAUUAAGUUAAUAUAUAGGUACGAUAUACAAUAGAAUUCACAAUGACGCUUUAUGUAAAUAAUGUAUAUAUAAGACACUAGCAGAUUUAUUAUCCUUAUAUUUUUGUACAUAAUAUUAUAAUAUAUAUUCUUUUGAAAGUAUAUAAUAUGUUGGAAGAUCACUGAAGUAUAGUAAUUAGGUAGUUGAUAGUAGCAACAAAGAGAGUAAUACUUCGGUGACCAAUAAAUAGUACAUAAUAAUAGCACAUGUAGCACUUUGAUGUAUAUAAACUACACGUGUAUCACUUUAAUAAAUUAGUGGCACUUUAAGUAACAUGCUAGCACUUUAAUGUACAUAACACAGCAUUUUUAGCACUUUAAUGUACAUAAACAGCACUAAGUAUCACUUUAAUAUACUAUGUCUCACUUUAUUUUAUAAAUGUUAGCACUUUGAUACAUAUAGCACAAGUGUCACUUUAAUUUACUAUGUUUCACUUUAAUAUAUAAAUGUUAGCACUUUAUUGUAUAGAUAUGAUAUAUUUAGCACUUUGAGACUAUUGAAAUAUAGUUUAUUGUCAUUAAUUUGUAAUUGUAACUGUAUAAACAUCCAAUAAGCGGUGCAUGAUAGGAUGCAGAUAAGAUCCUAAUUGUAUAAUUACGUCUAGAUACUAGAUAUGGAACAGCCUUUAUAAUUAAUGCAAUGUGAGUUAUAAAUGAAUAAGAUCCCUCUAAAUAGUUAAAUAUUGUUUGUUUAAUAUGUUUUUAAUGUUUUGAUUAGAUGCAGAGUUAGUUAGACCGCCUAGGCUGACUGUGAAAAGAGCGAGGAUAUUGCUCGCUGCGUUGCCGUGGAGCCGGGUACACAUACCGGGUAUCCACGGCAACGAUGACGUCAACACGCUACUUCCGGGUGGCGGGAGGAUGACGCAUGCGCAGAGACGGCGAUAG
Molecule: messenger RNA, 2251 nt
Organism: Pelobates cultripes (western spadefoot toad)
Lineage: Eukaryota; Metazoa; Chordata; Amphibia; Anura; Pelobatidae
Source: the annotation of a GenBank genome assembly